Venustampulla echinocandica is the source of this 1710-nucleotide messenger RNA. RefSeq lists its product as uncharacterized. Gene Ontology annotation, cellular component: cytoplasm; mitochondrion. The transcript has 4 exons. Bases 1 to 1710 code for a protein of 569 amino acids. The record is from RefSeq and is a predicted model, not a curated record. NCBI's taxonomy places the organism in Eukaryota, Fungi, Ascomycota, Leotiomycetes, Helotiales, Pleuroascaceae. Gene Ontology annotation, biological process: prolyl-tRNA aminoacylation. Gene Ontology annotation, molecular function: ATP binding; proline-tRNA ligase activity.
AUGCUUCCUCUGGGUCGAAGGGUGCAAGAUAAGUUAGAGGCUCUUAUAGAUAAGUAUAUGUCGAAGCUCGGUGCAUCUAAGCUCGAUCUAUCCUCGAUAUCUUCCGAAAGUUUAUGGGAAAGAAGCGGGCGUUUAGGAUCUAUCGGCUCUGAGCUUUUCCGCUUCAAGGAUAGGAAAGAAGCCGGUUAUCUCUUAUCCCCAACACACGAGGAGGAGGUUACUACUUUGGUAUCCGGUGCGGUACAUUCGUACAAAGAGCUCCCACUCCGCGUAUACCAGAUAUCACGAAAAUAUCGUGACGAGUUGAGACCUAGACAUGGGCUUUUGCGCUCCCGGGAAUUCGUAAUGAAAGACCUUUAUACUUUUGACUCGAGUGUUUCGCUAGCUCUCUCGACCUAUAAUGAAGUAAGAGAAAUAUAUUCUCGGCUUUUUGAUGAGCUGAAGAUACCUUAUUUGGUAGCCGAAGCGGAUUCUGGUGAUAUGGGUGGCAAUUUGAGCCACGAAUUCCAUUUUUCGACAUCGAAAGGCGAGGAUCAUGUUAUUAGCUGUAAUAAAUGCGACUACGUGGCUAACGAGGAAUUGGCCAAGAGCCCAAUAUUGCCACAUGGACAAUCAAAGGGUAUCGAUUGUUCAACCGGAACAGCACCACCUACUACGACAGAAUCUCAAUCGGAGGAUUCCAUGGGACUAUGGCAGGGUAUAUCCCGCGAUAGAUCCGUGCUAGUCAACGUAUGGCAUAUGUCUCCUUCGUUGUCUACGCUCGGUAACAACCCGUCAAUAAAAGCCCAAGUCAACAUUCAUGCAAUCAAAGCUGUUUUCCCCGAUCUUGACAGUUCCAUCGAAGAUCCGGUUCCUCUCUGGCAUGGAAACAAGCUAGUGGCCACAUUUAAUCUAGUAGGGGAACCAUCACCGGCUCAAUCACUGCGGAUUUUGAACCUGGUAGACGGUAGAGUACCUGGGUCCAUCACACAAAAUCUCGAACCGAUGCAAAAUGCCAGCCCCAUCGGCGGAGGUUCAGAACUUCCUACGGAAGAAUUUAUCUAUCGAGAUCCAACAACUGGGAAGGCUCUGAAUCUUAUGCGUAUUCAAAAUGGGGAUACCUGCCCACGCUGUUCUAACGGCACACUGAAAGUCCAGAAAGCAAUUGAACUGGGCCACACUUUCCAUCUUGGAACAAGGUAUAGCAAACCACUUGGGGCGAACGUUAUGGUCCCAAGUGAAUUUAAACCGGGGCUAGAUGCCGGUUUUGAAUUUGCUGCGGAAGCCAACGAGGCGGGAAGUCGAAUGGUGGCGAUGCAAAUGGGAUGCCACGGCAUUGGAGUAACCCGAGUAAUUGGUGCAGUGGCAGAUACCCUUGCGGACGAGAAAGGUCUCAACUGGCCCCGUGUUAUGGCGCCAUUCGAGCUGGUUAUUGUUCCUACACAUGCAAAGGGACAUGACGAGGCUGCAUUAGAGGUCUAUGAUACACUUUCGACAUAUUCUCAGACCACUACCGAUUCGUCGAUAGAUCUUGUGCUGGACGACCGCAAAGUAGAAUUCGCUUGGAAAAUGAAGGAUGCGGAACUAGUUGGAUAUCCCAUCACUGUUGUUGUAGGCAAGAGAUGGAAGGAGAGGAUGUGCGAAGUGCAGUGUAGGAGAUUGAAGGUCCGGGAAGAUGUGGCUCUGGACAGGCUGUCUGAUUAUGUCAAGUCUUUACUCUCGCAACUGUAG